Salvia splendens (bonfire salvia) is the source of this 2614-nucleotide messenger RNA. RefSeq names its product receptor-like protein 19. Gene Ontology annotation, molecular function: protein binding. The record is from RefSeq and is a predicted model, not a curated record. Lineage: Eukaryota; Viridiplantae; Streptophyta; Magnoliopsida; Lamiales; Lamiaceae. The coding region runs from base 61 to 2466 and encodes 801 amino acids. The transcript has a single exon.
UUCCCAUCUCGUAUUUAAACUACAUCAACUCAAGUUCAGAAUGCAUUACUCCUAUUUGCAAUGGCAAUUUCUUCCCUUCUCUUCUUCGUCGUCCUCGUCUUCAUAGUAUUGAUCGACGGCCAAUGCCUCGAUCAUCAAAAAAACUUGUUACUCGACCUCAAGAGCGAGUUGGUAUUCAACUCUUCUCUAUCCCAAAAGCUAGUGACAUGGAAUCUAACAUACGAUUGCUGCGAAUGGGGCGGCGUGGAAUGCGACGGCGCUGGCAGUGUCGUCAGUCUCCUCCUCGACUACGAGAGCAUCUCCGGCCGAAUCGGUGAGUCAUCAACCCUUCUCCGUUUAACACACUUGUCGAAGCUCAGCCUCGCCGGAAAUGACUUCACCUCAACUCAGAUUCCUAAGAGCAUUCAUCUCCUCACAAAUUUGAAACACCUUGAUUUGUCACGUUCGGGUUUCACCGGAACAAUCCCAAACACACUUUCAAAUCUAACAAACUUAGUUCAUCUUGACUUAUCCGCAAACUCCCUCACUGGCUCACUUCCUUCUUUUCGUUCUUGCCACGGGCUCGACACCAUUGACCUUCGCGAUAAUCAUCUAACCGGAUCGCUCUCUCGCUUGGACUUCGGGAGCCUCACGAAUCUCUCUUACUUAGCUUUAGAGCAAAACUCAAUAAAUGGAAGCAUUCCUCGCAGUCUCUUCCUCCUGCCUUCGCUAAGUCUUCUCAUGCUAGCCAACAACCGAUUCAGUGGAGAAAUCGCAGAAUUUCCUAUUGCCAGCGAUCUUGAAUUGCUAGAUUUGAGUUAUAACAUGAUCAAAGGCCCUCUUCCUAGCUCAUUCUUCCGGUUUCCAAACAUUUUCUCCAUCCAACUCUCUAACAACUUGUUCAAUGGCACUUUUCAUCUGCGGAAGAUCCUAAGUCUUUCGAAGCUCGUGGAGUUGUCUCUUUCACACAACAAACUGUCAGUCGACACGACCAAUUUCGCCUCAAAUUUCGAUGGAAUCCACAGCGUUGGUGUAUUGCAUCUAGCAUCCUGCAAUCUCCACGAGUUUCCAUAUCUCAGAAACGUGAGGCAUUUGGAUCUUUCAAACAAUCACAUUGGUGGGGAAAUUCCUGGUUGGAUUUGGGAAACUGAAAAGGACUAUUUGAAUCUUUCUUUUAAUUAUUUAACGGGUUUGGAAAAGCAUCACUAUUUGCAUUCUUCUCAUCUAUUUAGUUACUCUGCUCUCUUGCUCGGAAACAAUAGACUAACCGGCGCGAUUCCAACCUCCUUCUGCAAAGCAUCUUCGUUCAGUGUUCUCGACUUGUCUUUCAAUAACUUGAGCGGUAGCAUACCUCCGUGCCUAUUCCAGAAUAGUACAGUGCUCAAUCUAAGAGGAAAUCAAAUCAGUGGUGUUAUCCUGGAUCAAUUUCCGGGUGAGUGUGGCCUAGAAACAUUGGAUGUUAGUAACAAUAAUUUGGGCGGGAAGCUUCCUAAGUCUCUGGGAAAUUGUAAGAGCUUAGCGUUGCUUAAUGUUAGAAACAACGACUUCGAGGGUAGUUUUCCUUGCAUGCUACCGUUGAGCUUGCGCAUACUUGUGUUGCGCUCCAACAGAUUCCAUGGAGACUUGAGAUGUCAUAAGAGUUGGCCGAAUCUUCAAAUUCUAGAUAUAUCAUCGAAUGAUUUCAGUGGGAAUGUGAGUCUGCUAAACUUCUCGAGCUGGAGUGGUAUGAUGCUAGAAAGGCGAAGGCCUAACCGAUCGAGCUCUGAUUAUCUACGCCCCGACUAUUUCUACCAGGACCAGGUGGUGAUAAUAGUCAAGGGAAAUGAUCUGGAGCUUGUCAAGAUUUGGCCUGACUUUACAUCCAUUGAUUUGUCUUCGAAUCGUUUUGAAGGAGAAAUACCAGAUGCAAUUGGUAAUCUUAGCUCGCUUUAUCUUCUCAACUUAUCCCACAAUGCUUUCAGUGGCGCCAUCCCAAAAUCAUUGGGUGGAUUGACAGAGCUUGGGUCACUCGACCUCUCUGCAAACCGGCUCAGGGGAAGAAUACCGGAGGAGCUCACGAAACUAACUUUCCUUUCAAUCAUGAAUGUGUCUUACAAUCAUCUGACAGGGAUGAUUCCAACUGGCCGUCAGUUCCAAACGCUUUCUGCGGAUUUGUUUGAAGGAAACGCGGGGUUAUGUGGUUUCCCACUCGACAGAAGUUGCAGCAGGCCUCCUCAUGGACCAUCAGAAGCAAAAGAUGAUGAUGCAACGCCAUUGGAAUCGGAGAUAGAGUGGGAAUAUGUGUUUGCUGCGUCUGGUUAUGUUGUGGGAAUAGGAAGCGUUGCGUGGACACUGUUAUGUUGCAGAAGGUUGAGAGAAAGAUACUUUGAGAAGAUAGAAGAGGUUGCUGACAAGAUAUUCUAUGAGAGAGGAAGGAGAAGAAGACAUGAAAGAAGAGUAAGAAGAAGAGAAGAGAGGAAUGCGGUUAGAAGAAGGCAUCAUCAGUGAGGUUGAGCAAUGUGGUUUGUGUUUAAUUAGCAUAUGAAAUGGUGAUGUAAAACUUUUCUAUUAGCAUUGUGUGAUUGUGUUUUUGUAAUACUAGAAUUGUGUGAUCUGCCUCUUUAAAAUUCACAAUAAAAGUUAUAAUUAAAUACUA